This is a messenger RNA of Rangifer tarandus platyrhynchus (Svalbard reindeer), 1272 nucleotides long. The record is from the annotation of a GenBank genome assembly. Lineage: Eukaryota; Metazoa; Chordata; Mammalia; Artiodactyla; Cervidae.
AUGGCGUCCGCCCUGGAGCAGUUUGUCAACAGCGUCCGCCAGCUCUCCGCCCAAGGGCAAAUGACUCAGCUUUGUGAACUGAUCAACAAGAGUGGGGAGCUCCUGGCGAAGAACUUAUCCCAUCUGGAUACCGUGCUCGGGGCCCUGGACGUCCAGGAGCACUCCUUAGGCGUCCUCGCUGUCUUGUUUGUGAAGUUUUCCAUGCCCAGCGUUCCUGACUUCGAGACGCUGUUCUCCCAGGUUCAGCUCUUCAUCAGCACCUGCAACGGGGAGCACAUCCGCUAUGCAACAGACACCUUUGCUGGGCUUUGCCAUCAGCUAACAAAUGCACUUGUGGAAAGAAAACAGCCCCUGCGAGGAAUCGGCGUCCUUAGGCAGGCCAUUGACAAGAUGCAAAUGAACACAAACCAGCUCACCUCUGUGCACUCGGACCUCUGCCAGCUGUGUUUGCUGGCAAAGUGCUUUAAGCCAGCCCUACCAUACCUGGAUGUGGACAUGGUGGACAUCUGCAAGGAGAACGGGGCCUAUGACGCCAAGCACUUCCUGUGCUACUACUACUAUGGCGGGAUGGUCUACACCGGACUGAAGAACUUCGAGCGGGCACUCUACUUCUAUGAGCAGGCCAUCACCACACCUGCCAUGGCUGUCAGUCACAUCAUGUUGGAGUCAUAUAAGAAGUAUAUCCUGGUCUCUCUGAUCCUGCUGGGCAAAGUACAGCAGCUGCCGAAAUACACCUCUCAGAUUGUGGGUAGAUUCAUUAAGCCUCUUAGCAAUGCAUACCACGAGUUAGCGCAAGUGUACUCCACCAACAACCCCUCGGAGCUCCGCAGCUUGGUGACCAAGCACAGCGAGACCUUCACACGCGACAACAACAUGGGGCUGGUGAAGCAGUGCCUGUCCUCUCUGUAUAAGAAGAACAUCCAGAGACUCACCAAGACAUUUUUAACACUGUCGUUACAAGAUAUGGCGAGUCGCGUGCAGCUGUCCGGGCCUCAGGAGGCAGAAAAGUAUGUCCUGCACAUGAUAGAAGAUGGCGAGAUUUUUGCAAGUAUUAAUCAGAAGGAUGGGAUGGUCAGUUUCCACGAUAACCCUGAAAAAUACAACAACCCUGCCAUGCUUCACAACAUCGACCAGGAGAUGCUGAAGUGUAUAGAGCUGGACGAGCGGCUGAAGGCUAUGGAUCAGGAGAUCACUGUGAACCCCCAGUUUGUGCAGAAGAGCAUGGGGUCACAGGAAGAUGACUCGGGAAACAAGCCGUCCAGUUACUCGUGA